Nicotiana attenuata is the source of this 707-nucleotide messenger RNA. RefSeq names its product RPM1-interacting protein 4-like. The coding region runs from base 198 to 428 and encodes 76 amino acids. NCBI's taxonomy places the organism in Eukaryota, Viridiplantae, Streptophyta, Magnoliopsida, Solanales, Solanaceae. The record is from RefSeq and is a predicted model, not a curated record. The transcript has 3 exons.
UUUUCAUAUAUUCUUCUCUCUCUGUAACCUUUCCGUUUCCAUUUGCAGAGACAGAAAGGAGAGAAUUUCUCUUUCCUUUUUUAUUUAUAGCAAAAAAAAACUUUACAAAUAUAAAUAAAUCAAAUAGCAAUCCCAAAAGAGACAUAACAGUUUUGUUUUCCGAAAGAGUUUUCUCUCUGUUUCUGUCUAAAGAAGUCAUGUCGGACAAAGGGCGUCCUCUUCCUAAGUUUGGUGAGUGGGAUGUAAAUGAUCCAGCUUCAGCUGAGGGAUUCACAGUGAUCUUUAAUAAAGCUCGAAAUGAGAAGAAAGGUGGCAAGAUAGACUCCCCACCAAAGGGUGAUUCUGCAUACAAGAAUAAAGCAAUGCUUGGAAAACCUCAAUCGAAAAAAUGGUUCUGUUGUAUGCAAUCUACUGCGACCGAAUCAUGAACUGUCUUGGCUCCUACAUGCUGCAGUGGAGAUGUUGGUUGAAACCUGAUGCUGCGAGUGCGCUAGAACACUGGACUGUAGUCAAGAUCUGAUAAGGAAUACUGGGAUUUUUGCUGUUGUAUUUUGGAAUAUUUGCUCAAAUUGCAGGCUUUUGCUGCCAAAAUAUUAAUGAUCUAUAUUUGUUUAUUUUUUUUAAUCUCAAGUUCUUAACUACAUCAUUGCUCCUAUUAUCUUGAUUUUCUUGCCAAGGCUAAGGAGGGAUUGGUUAAUCUUAAUUGA